Messenger RNA from Theileria annulata, 1122 nucleotides. RefSeq lists its product as uncharacterized. Bases 1 to 1122 code for a protein of 373 amino acids. Gene Ontology annotation, cellular component: cytosol; cell periphery. The record is from RefSeq and is a predicted model, not a curated record. Gene Ontology annotation, biological process: protein K48-linked deubiquitination. Gene Ontology annotation, molecular function: cysteine-type deubiquitinase activity; cysteine-type carboxypeptidase activity; K48-linked deubiquitinase activity. The transcript is spliced from 2 exons. Lineage: Eukaryota; Apicomplexa; Aconoidasida; Piroplasmida; Theileriidae.
AUGAACAGUUCUUCUGGAUGUCUUUUUAAAAUAAAGUGGACGAACUUCCUGGGCCAUAAAGUGCCGUAUCUUCUGCAGAACAAUGACGGAGAGUGCCCACUAAUCUGUUUCGUCAAUGUGUUGCUGUUGAGGCGAAGGUUGGAACUGUCUAAAGACCUUAACGUUAUUUCAUUUAAGAGCCUUUGCUCCUACAUUUCAUCACUACUUCCACACGCUAGUCCCGAAUGGGUAGCAUCAGUAUUAGAUACCCUAAGGGGUGGGCUUUUGUUUAACUGCAAGUUUGAUUCUACCAGGGCGUUUAUAGAUUCCGAUCCAGAGCAGUUAUUUCUAUCUUUCGACAUUCCAAUUAAGCACGGAUGGAUUCCAGACCCUAUAGUUUACGGACCUAUAACUAACUUGAAUUAUGACCAACUCCUAGAAAUGCUCGCAGUUUUUCAAAGCGAGCAGGAAUGUUCCAGUUUUGGGGAAUCUAAACUUGAAUCUAGUCUUGAAGAUUCUAAACUUGAUGAUAAAACAGAGAAGAAUCUAGAAGAUGAUGAUAAAGUAGGGAAUAAUCUAGAAAAUGAACAUGAAGAAGAUUCCAAGUUAGAUGAAGAAACUAAAUUAGAGCAAGAUUUAAAAAAUUUGAAACUCACAAAUACAGAUGAGGAAGGUAAAACGGAACCAGUUGUAGAGGAACAGUUGAAUAAUGUAAAAUCUGAAGUAGAUGAAGAAAAGGUAAAUAAUACGACAGAGGAGAAAAAAGAAGAUAAGGGUGGGAAUAAAUCAGAGUUAGAUGAUUAUGUAGCUAAUUUAGCCAUGGAAUUCUUGGAAACAUACGCUACCCAGAUCACAGAGUAUGGAAUGAGAGUGUUAAAAGAGGAAAUUCCAGAGGGUUCGCUGGUGGCGCUCUAUCGCAACAACCAUUUUCUAGUAGCAACAUGUAAUAAAGGACAAUUAUUCACACUGGUAACAGACUCGGCGUUCUAUGAGCAUCGAUGCGUCUGGGAAUCACUGGAGAACUGUGAGUAUUUCGACGAAAAUUUUCAACAUUACGUCCAAACUUCAAGAGAAGUGAAACCCAAAAAGGUCAAAUUCAUUGAUAAAGUUAAAAGAGUAUUCAGAAGAAAACAAAGGAAUUAA